Euleptes europaea (tarantolino) is the source of this 1911-nucleotide messenger RNA. Its product is annotated as vomeronasal type-2 receptor 26-like. Gene Ontology annotation, molecular function: G protein-coupled receptor activity. The transcript is spliced from 5 exons. The record is from RefSeq and is a predicted model, not a curated record. Gene Ontology annotation, biological process: G protein-coupled receptor signaling pathway. Lineage: Eukaryota; Metazoa; Chordata; Lepidosauria; Squamata; Sphaerodactylidae. Gene Ontology annotation, cellular component: membrane. The annotation marks the transcript as partial.
AUGACUUCUGAUGCAGUGGUAGACUUGCUCUCUGGGGGUCAGGCGAAUGUCCCAAACUACAGAUGUGGAGGACAAAAUAAUCUCUUGGCUGUUCUUCACUCUGAAGCCUCCAAUGAGAUUUCAACCAUCUUAAGCAUCUACAAAAUGCCUCAGAUCAACUAUGGCUUUGUUAAUCAUGUGCUCAAAGAUGAAACACAUUUGCCUUUUUUCUUCCGGAUGGCCCCAAAGCAAGAUUCCUAUUUCAUGGGGAUUGUGAAGAUGCUGCUGCAUUUCAGAUGGACGUGGAUCAGUCUCCUUGCUCCAGACAAUGACGAAGGAGAAAGAUUCGUGAGGACCUUGACCCCUGUGGUUGUCAGGAGUGGGAUUUGCAUUGCCUUCACAGAAAGCAUCUCAGAAUGGAAUGAGGGUGGCAACUGGUUUAACUCUGGCAUAUUCUCACUUUUCAUGCAGACAAACUGUAAAGUAGUUGUUUACUAUGGGGACUUCCACUCCAUGAUUACUCUAGAAGUGAUGAUGAUCAUAUAUGCUAGAGAAUACCAAACACCCAUUGAGGAGAAAGUUUGGAUCACAGCAGCCUUGAAUGAUUUCAGCUUGAGGUGCUUUUUCAAGUUGGUUGAUAUCCAGCGCAUCCAUGGUUCCUUUUCCUUUUUGAUCCAGACCAAAGUGAAAACCAAAUAUGACAACUUUAAUUCCUUUUACUAUCCUUUCAUUGCAAUUGUAGAGGAAACAUUUCAUUGUUCAUAUUCAAAUCCUGUAAUGUCUGUGAAAGGCUGGACAAGAUGCAGAGAGAAAGAGGAACUGCAGACCCCAUCCCAGGAUCUGCUAGAAAAUAUCCUCUCUCAAGACAGCUACACUUCAUCCUUUCCUCAGAACUUCCAAUUUUUAAACAAUUCAAUGGAAGGUGUUAAUUUUGAUGAGAAUGGAGACAUGGCAGUCAACUUCGACAUUGUGAAUUGGGCAGUGACACCCAAUCGGUCAAUUGCUAUAAUCAAUGUUGGGACUGUAGAGAGACAAACGUCUCCAGAGAUAAAGUUCACCAUUGAUCAAGAUUCCAUUGUGUGGCCCACAUGGUGUAAUGAGAUCCCACCUCAGUCUAAGUGCACCAAGAACUGUCCACCAGGAUACACCAAGGCAAUUAAGGAAGGAGAACCUCUCUGCUGUUAUGAUUGUGUUCCAUGUGCAGAAGGGACAAUCUCCACUUCGGAAAAUGCAAGUCAUUGCGAUAAAUGUCCAGAAGAUCAGCAUCCAAACAAAAUCCAAGAUCAAUGUAUUCCUAAGCAUAUCACCUUCCUGUCCUAUGAAGAACCUUUGGGGAUUGUCCUGAAGUUCCUUACUCUUUUCUUCAGCCUAAUCAUAAUUUUUGUGUUGGGAAUCUUUAUUAAAUACUUUGAAACACCAGUUGUGAAAGCCAACAAUCGCAACCUCUCCCUCAUUCUCCUCGUCUCCCUCCUGCUUUCAUUUCUCUCCUCUUUUCUCUUCAUUGGUCAGCCCCAGAAGGUGACCUGCCUUCUCCGACAAACUACCUUCAGCAUCAUCUUCUCCAUCGCUGUCUCUUCGGUGUUGGCCAAGACUGUCACUGUGGUGGUGGCCUUCAUGGCCUCACAGCCAGGCAGCAGGAUGAGGAAAUGGCUGGGGAAGAGCUUGGCCAACUUCAUUCUCUAUUCUUGUUCCAGUAUUCAAGUGGGCAUCUGCACCCUCUGGCUGGGCAUCUCUCCACCUUUUCCAGACUCUGACAUGCACUCCAAGCCUGGACAGAUCAUCCUGCAAUGUAAUGAAGGGUCUGUCACCAUGUUUUAUGCUGCCCUUGGCUACAUGGGUUUCCUGGCCGUCGUCUCCUUCACGGUGGCUUUCCUAGCCAGGAAGCUGCCUGGGGCCUUCAAUGAAGCCAAGCUGAUCACCUUCAGCAUGUUG